Messenger RNA from Mytilus californianus (California mussel), 3633 nucleotides. RefSeq lists its product as uncharacterized. The transcript has 10 exons. The record is from RefSeq and is a predicted model, not a curated record. Lineage: Eukaryota; Metazoa; Mollusca; Bivalvia; Mytilida; Mytilidae. Bases 237 to 1223 code for a protein of 328 amino acids.
GAACAGAAUGUGGUGGGGUUUAAUAUGUUAGUCCGAUCCCAUUCCUCCCCCUAACCGGGGACAGUGGUGUAACAGUGCAACAUAAAAAUGAACUAUAAAAAUGAUUUGUCAGUUGGUGGUUAUAGACACGUUUAUAUACUGAAAUAUGUUCUAUUUUAGCAGCUACAACUUCGCUUCCGGGAACUACAAGUUUUUCAUCUAAUGGUAGCAAAAGUUCCCUGGGUAUAUCAUUUUCAAUGAAACUAAGUGGGUUUUUACAUCACAUGGCUGAUUCAGAUGCUGUUUUAAGAGCAGAAUCAGGAAUGUCCUUAAUUGAAGAAGAAGAGGUGGAGACAAAGCCAGAACAGUUGAUCAGUUAUACUGAUGUGUUGUUGUGUCCAGAAACACAAACUGCAGCAGAGCCAUACUUUAGCACAGAUGCAUGGCAGCUUGUUUUAAAUACCCUCAAAGUAUUAGAAGAUAUGUAUAUUGUUAACACUCAGAAGAAAUAUGAUAUGAUUUCUCCAUCUCGGACAAGAAAAGGCAAAGCUUUAAUAGGAUCAGCUAAAGGAAGAAUAUUUAAAAAGUGUUCAAAAAAGAAAUCAGACCAGAUUGAUUCAGGAAAAAGAAAUGUAUAUUCCUUCACAAGUGAAGACAGUUCUCCACUAAAAGCAAUGGAAGGAAAAACAGAAAAAAAAUCCUCAACAAGUGACGACAGAUCUCCAUUAAAAGCAACAGAUGGGAGAAGAAAUUUGAAUAUUUUACCAAGUGCGGAAAGUUCUCCAGUAAAAGCAACAUAUGAUUUAAAUGAUGCUAUAGAUGUGUGCCCAAUUUUAGAAAAGACCAGUGAAAUUACUGGAGACGGUGAAAAGAUAAGUGAAACUACUGGACAAGGUGAAAAGAUUAGUGAAACUACUGGACAAGGUGAAAAGAUUAGUGAAACUACUGGACAAGGUGAAAAGAUUAGUGAAACUACUGGACAAUGUGAAAAGAUUAGUGAAAUUACUGGAGAUAGUGAAAAGAUAGGUGAAACUACUGGACAAGGUGGAAAGAUUAGUGAAACUACUGAAAAUGGAAGAAAAAGAACAAGUUGUUCUUCAAAAAAUGAAAAAGUGGAUGCAACAGAAUCCAAGAAGUGCACAGUAAGACUGACUGAUAUUGGUACUAUUAAAAACUUGAAAACAUAUGUUGAUAAGACAGAGAAAAAAAGAAAAAGAAGAAAGAUAUGUCUAAAGAACUUGUAAAAUAAUAUAUGUAAUAUGUUAAGUUUUAAAUAAGUUCAUCUGAUAUGAAACAACAAAUUCAGGAUACUUUGUGUCAUAUUUCAAAUAAGUUGAAUGGAUAUCUACUUUUAUGAUAAAACUAUGAUAUUUCAAAAAGUUGUAAAUAUUUUUUUGUCUAAUUUAUGAAAAUCAGUAAUAGAAUAAGGAAAAAAGUGUAAAUAUAUUAAUAUAUAACAAAAUCCCUUCAAGAAAAUCUUGACCUUUAGCUUAGUCAUGCAGUUCUAUGACAGCAGAACUUGUUUUAUGUUAAAGUAGCAACUUAAAUAUAAGUAUGACCAAAUGCUAAGCAAAUAAUAGAAAUCAGGAAAGAGAACACAUUGUUGUGUAUUAAUUCUGUGGGACUUGAUUAUUUAUCUAAAGUUUUUCAAUAGUGUUAAUGUAUGUCAUGUCUGCAAAUUUUCUACACUAAUAUUUUUCAAUGUUAAUUUUUUUUCCAUCAAGUAAAUGAGUCUGCAAUACAAACAAAAGAGUGUAUUGCACAGUUCUUUCCAUUAAGGUCAUGUGUAUUCAUUUAUGCACAAAAAAAGUCAUAACUAUAAGUAUUGUUUUUAUAACUGUGUAAUGUUUACCCUCCUAUAUCAAGUAUAUUGGCCAAGAAACUUGAGAAAAAAGUUCAAAUUCUGUAAAGUUUUGCUUGAGCCGGAUUUUUUCAGCAAGAAAUUAUUAUAUAUAUAUAAAGAAGUUCAAGUCAAAUAUGAACUUGAUUUUUACAUUAUACUAUAUAUAGAUAUAAUACUUUUACUUAAUCAUGCUCCUCGGAUAUACAAGUUGUCCAAUUAUUGAAUUGAAUAAAAGACAAAUAUUGGUGUGUAACGAUCUUCAUACUGUUAGCGUUCAGCCAGGAUGAAGAGGUUAUGCUCCAAUUAGAUUGAGUUAUUAUAGUUAUAAAAAAAGGAAGUGCAUUCUAGAUUGAUUGAUAGAGAUGGAAUCUUAUAGUUAAUUUUAGUUAUGAUUUGAGGAUAAUGAUAUAUAAAUAAAGUCUAUCUUGUGACUUUAAUAUUUUAUUGUUGUUGUUUGCUUAAACAAUAUGUUAAGUUUUUUGUUAAUAAAUUUUGUGUCUUUAUUUAUUCUGUUACAUUAUCAGCUUUUUUGUGAACCUUCAGAAUUUGUGGAUAAUCUUUUGCAAUAUAAAUGUCAAAAUAUUCAUGCAUCAUGCAUCUUUAAUUUUCUUUUUCUUUGCAUAAUAUGUACCAUAAUGUAUAUAGAGAUAAUCUUUUUACCUAAUCAUUCUGCUCGGAUAUACAAGUUGUCCAAUUAUUGAAUUGAAUAAAAGACAAAUAUUGGUGUGUAACGAUCUUCAUACUGUUAGCGUUCAGCCAGGAUGAAGAGGUUAUGCUCCAAAUUGUCUCUUGUUGAUUAUUGAUUAACCCUUAAGGGUAAAGACCAAAUGUUUGGACAUUCAAAGAGUGUUUUGAAAACAAUAUCCACAUGAUUGUCUGAAGGUUUGCUAUGGUGUAGAAGCAUCUUGAAAACAUAUCUGCUUUUAUCCUUUUUCCUUUUUGGGGUGGGUAAGAAUAUAAUUCUUAAUAGGGAACUAUAAUUAAAUAGUUGGGAAAAAAGGAAAAAGGAUAUUGCAAUUCUAUCAUGAAUAAGCUAAUUCUUCAUUUAAACUUUGCUCAUGAUGGUGAACCCAGUGUGGUUACCAUUGCGCCCCAGGCCAAAGUUAAUUUAGCACUAAAAAGGAGUGAGUUUUUAUUAGAUGUUGUUAAUAAUUAUAUGCAAAUGCAAAAUGAAAAUGAUAUUGUAGAAAUAGAAAUUAUUUUAUCAGAGUAUAAUCGCAAUUUUACAUUAGGCUUUUUAUUUAAACAAUUAUUAAAUGACAAUAAUGAAGUAAAAAGAUGUAGAGAGGGCAAAACAGCUCAUCUUGUUCCACUGAUUGAAAAGUUCAAACUUGAAACAGACUUUGUUAAACUGCUUCUGCCACGAAAAAUCAGAGCAAAAAAUGCUGUUGCCAUUCAUUCACUUUAUAUCAAACCAAUGUAUCGUUCUGUCAUUAAUGAGUUUUAUUUACUUAAUUUACAUGGAGUAAAUUCACAGGGACAUAUAAGUGCAGAAGAUUUUAUGAGGUUAUUGCACGAACUUAAAACCUGUCAUGCUCAUUAUUUAGUGCACAUUUUACCAGUUUGCAUUUGUUUGAGAUGCACUGAAUAUAGACAUGAAAGACUUAAUCAGCUUUCAGAAUGUACCUAUGCAACACCUUACCAUGGUCCUAUUACAAAUAGCCCUUUCCGUAAUUUACCAGUAGGACAACAACAAUUAACAGGUGGCAGACCUGGAUAAUGUUAUUCUGUUAUUCCAUAGUUUACAUGUAUUACAUCUUUCACAUUGUUAUUUGUUUAUUAUGCUAAUAAAUGAUUAGUACACAAUUGAA